Messenger RNA from Mytilus trossulus (common blue mussel), 1218 nucleotides. RefSeq lists its product as uncharacterized. Bases 67 to 891 code for a protein of 274 amino acids. The record is from RefSeq and is a predicted model, not a curated record. The transcript has 6 exons. Lineage: Eukaryota; Metazoa; Mollusca; Bivalvia; Mytilida; Mytilidae.
UUUUAUCUUUUACAUUUUUACCUGUUUAUUAUUUCACAAUAAGGGUAGCUGGUAUGUAAGUGUAAUAUGUUAGUUAAACUUAUUUCAUUGUGUGGUAACAAGAUGAAACUGCUGUGCACAGUUCUGUUUCUUCUUCAUUUUCUUACAGUAGUGUUUGGAAAAAGUGAUAUAACAUACACAUUUGGAAAAGACUGUUCUGUGUCCAUUGAGCAUAUAAACGAAGACAAGACAAUAACAAUUGUAUACAAUGGACUAGAUGAUCUAGACAUUUGGUGUAAUUACAUGUCUUUUAUCGGAAGAGAUGAGGGAUAUCUGAAGGAAUAUGAAAUCUGUAUAACACCGGAAGUGUACGAGGACCCUGAUUGUGCAGUUGAAUUAUCUUAUACGACGGAGUAUGAUGGUGCACCAUUAGAGACAUAUACAUGUUAUGACAAACCAAUAACGAAAUAUUGUGGAGAACAAGAUGAAUAUAUGUACAUCUUUCUAAAACCCAAAGGUUCAAAAACUCGGCAGAAUGUUCAAGUAAAACUGACAGUUGAAGCUGUAAUGACAUACAAUUACUAUACAAGAAUCGGAAUAAUAAUAGGAAGCGUUGCUGGUGGUAUUUUUGUAAUAUGUGUCGUUAGUGGAGUAAUAUUAUUUAUUGCGUGUAAAAGAAAAAGAUCACCUGGACAGGUCAUGAACCCAGGUACUGGAGGAAUGGGACAAUUCCAGUCACCUAAUGCAUCACAGCCAUCAGGAAACUAUGCUUCACCACUGACAGGAAGCUAUCCCACUCAACCAACAGGAAGUCAACCUACACAACAAACCGGAAAUGGUCAAACUCCAUCAGCGCCUGCGUUGGCUGGCUACACAUACAAUGCUCCUCCGCCAGAAUACAAUAAAACUUAAACCGGUUUGAAAACAUCUUUUUAUUUUGAGUGUGAAAUCCAUUUUGUAAUAGAAGUGAUUAUUUUCAUCUUGAUUUAACAAAAAAAUGUUUUUGGUCAAAUUGCAUUUGAAAUUAACGAAAUAUGACCUUUUUUGUUAUUUGUGAUUAAGUGUGCAAAAGAUAUAUGGUCACGGUAAUAUUUUGUUCAGUAGCAGAAUCAAAAUGUAAAACUUUGGAACAUUUCAGUGUUGAAGAGUCAAUAUAAUACACUUCAAUUUUUUUUUAUAUAAGUCUAGGUCAAUAUACAUUUUUUGUUGAAAUACGUGAUAAAAUAAUAAAGCAAUGUA